This is a messenger RNA of Cryphonectria parasitica EP155, 207 nucleotides long. RefSeq lists its product as uncharacterized. Lineage: Eukaryota; Fungi; Ascomycota; Sordariomycetes; Diaporthales; Cryphonectriaceae. The record is from RefSeq and is a predicted model, not a curated record. The annotation marks the transcript as partial. The transcript has a single exon.
GCGCAGUUCACCUCUACAGCCACCAGUGGUGCUGGAAAGGCGUACAAGAUGAACAAGCCUGCUAUAUAUAACAGCAAUCAGAAAACGCUGCAUGGAUUCCUUACUCACUGCAGGGCGUAUUUCCUGUAUCACAAAACUCAGUUUACUAAGGAAUCUGAGAAGAUUAUUCUCGCAGGGAUUCGUCUCGAAAAGAAUGCUCUCAUUUAG